CAACAACAACAACAACAACAACAACAACAACAACAACAACAACAACAACAACAACAACAACAACAACAACAACAACAACAACAACAACAACAACAACAACAACAACAACAACAACAACAACAACAACAACAACAACAACAACAACAACAACAACAACAACAACAACAACAACAACAACAACAACAACAACAACAACAACAACAACAACAACAACAACAACAACAACAACAACAACAACAACAACAACAACAACAACAACAACAACAACAACAACAACAACAACAACAACAACAACAACAACAACAACAACAACAACAACAACAACAACAACAACAACAACAACAACAACAACAACAACAACAACAACAACAUUACCGCAAAGCAGGUGUACGCAAACGUUGUGGACUCGUGGUAAUCGUGGUAAUCCGUUGGUUCGCUACCCCUAUUGUGGACGAGUUGACUACGAUAACAAGUAGUUUCACACGACGUACGUUUCGCCGUAUUGUUCGUGACGGCUCAUCAGCCUACACCCGCCAUGAGAAAGACAAGAAGCGGGCGCAGAUCUACGAACAGCGCUUGCGUGAUGUGGAGCACGCCUCGUUCGUCCCCGCAGUGUUCUCUACAACCGGUGGUGUGAGCAAGUGA
Molecule: messenger RNA, 645 nt
Organism: Sycon ciliatum
Lineage: Eukaryota; Metazoa; Porifera; Calcarea; Leucosolenida; Sycettidae
Product: UPF0746 protein DDB_G0281095-like
Exons: 3
Source: RefSeq, a predicted model, not a curated record